AUGGGAAAAGACGGCCAGGAUGAGCAGCUGGUUGCAGACGACGCAGAGGGCGGGCACCUGCAGCGGUGGGCGGUGCGGGUGUCCGCGGGCGUGAUAGGCCUCCUGCUGAUGGCGGCGGCGGGGAUGCUGCUGCGCGCCGUGGAUCACCGCUACCCCGCCUCCAGGCUGUGGGCGGCGUCCUCGGGUGCUAAACUGAGCAUAGGAGUCCUACUGACAGACACGCCCCUGGACAAAGACCUCUUGCGGGCGGCGCUGAGAGCGGCACGGGAACAGCACUCUGCCAGCGCCAGACUGAGCGACAUCCACGUGAAGCAGGCACAGACUCAUGGCACUGCCUUGGGUGCCAUCGAUGCUUUCAAGAAAUUAUGGAAUGAGGGCGUGAAAAUAUUCUUGAUUGGCGGUGAAAACAGCGACAUUCUGAGAGCCUUGUGUAAACACAUCGAGAGCAGCGGCCACGCGGGCCUCCUAGUGUCUCCUGAGGCUAUGGUCUCACGAGACGUCUGUCCGUGUCUGGUGUCACUCUCGCCGGCCCAGGAGGCAGUGGUCGUGGUCGAAGCGGGGCGAUUUCUGGAAGCGAAGGUGAGCCAUGUGGUUCCCGUUGUGACCACGUCCGAAGCCGGCCAGUUGACGCAUUUGGUGGAGGCCGCGGAAGCACGGAACCUCUCCGUGACUCCUGCGGUGCUCCUGGACCCUCAGCACAUCUCCUUGGCACAGCUAAAAGAGAGACUAGCAGAGUAUCCUAACGCAGGUGUAUGGAUAUCCUUGGGAUCUGACCUGCCGCACCUUUUUGCUGAAAUGAGCUAUCUGGUCUGUGGCCGUCUGGUGAUGAUCCACGCGCACGCCGCUCAGCGAGCCCGUCUCCUGCGGCAUCCCCUCGCACGGGAAGCAGCCGAAAAGUGUGGUGUGUGCAGCGCGGCGUGGGCGGGCUCCACGAGGGUCGAUACAUCCGCUCGCCGCCGCCUCCUGGAUGACCUGCAACCUGAGGACCCAUUAUUUGCCUCCCUCGCCUACGACAUCACUGGUCUGGCUCUGGCGGCUCUCACCGUCGGUCGUGAUGCUUCAUUGCCCGAGCUAAGAGCCCAACUGCUGAACCAUGACAGUCUCAAUGGCGUCACGGGUAGCAUGAAGGACGGCAGAAGAAGCGGAUGGGUGGCUCGCUUAAGGCUUGUAGCGCAACGCCUGGUAGGGUGGGCGGUUCUUCAGGAUACGCCAUGGCUGCUGGAGGGAUCCACACAGGUCGCGAGCGAGGAUGAGGGGCCAUGGGCAACUGUCCAGGAAACCCACGCCCCGACACACAUGGUGACGCAGGAAGAGAUAUUGGACAUUAUUAAUCGCGGACGAUGUAACAGAAGCGCGCGGGUCGAGGUGACGGCGCACGACCCUCUCACCCACCGCGCCGUCACCACGUCUUGGUCGCCUGCAGAAGCUCCCUACUUGCUACUCAUCCCCAACGGUUCCCCGAACGGAUUCACCAUCAAAGCGUGGUGCCACGAGCGCGAUGGAAUCCCGAGCAUCGAGGUGGGCUGCCACGGAGCCUCGAAGCACAGCGAGGCGCUGGUGUGUGCCUUCGCGACCAUGGACAGGGGGCGGCGGGUCGUCCGGAGCAUCCUCACCAAGCACGUGUUUCCUUUCAGGCGGCAGCAGUACCACAGACAAAAGGCGUAUCAAGAACAGAUAAAUCGGCGACAGGAUUAUUAUCAACUGCAAGGCCAGCAACAUUAUGAGCAACAUGGCCAACAGCAGGGCUACCACGAACAGCAACAGCAGGGCUACCACGAACAGCAACAGCCGGCUACCACAGCAACACAACAGCAGGGCUACCACGAGCAGCAGCAGCAGGGCUACCACGAGCAGCAACAGCAGGGCUACCACGAGCAGCAACAGCAGGGCUACCACGAGCAGCAACGGCAAAGUUAUGAGCAUCAGUAUUACCAGGACCAACAGUAUCAGCAUCAAGAUUAUCAACAGCCACAAUAUCAGCAACAAGACCACCAGGAAGACCAAGCGGAACAGUACCAACAGGAAGAGGAAGAACCGCAAGAACAGAAGGAGCAAGACCCGCCCAAAAUGCAAGCAAACCGUCCCUUCCGCGGCGGUCCUUUCAGCAAAGCUUUCAAGAAACUGAAAGCGUACCUCACCCAUGAAGACUUCAAGUCGAUGAUCCCACAAAUCGGCGGUUGUGUUGGGGCUACAGGAGGAUGCACGUUUUGCUUUAUGUACCUCCUGUACAAUGACGUGGGAGUCAGUCCUGGCGUGUGCUACGGUGCCUGUUCCGUGGCUGUGGGCGGUUCCUGUACAACGCUGCUGGCGAAGGGACUGCAGUACCACCUCGACCACACCGUCAUCUGUUCGGAGCUCUUUAGCCAAGGCCACCUCUCCCUCACCUCGUACCUGGCAGAUGCGACCUUCGGCUCCCGACUGGCGGCAUCCAACCCGCGCGGCCUCAAAGGUUAUCAGAUCCUAGCCACACCUAUCGUGGCUGCCAUGCAGGUGUCUCCAGGCGUGACCGCCGUGGUCGAGGCUGUCUCUCAGCCCUGGAUCAGACACAUGGAGUACGAGGAAGGCCUCCGAGCUGCCGAUGACGUCGUCGGUAGUCUCAUGACGUCUUUGGGACUCCCGGUGUGUUCCCUUGUGGCAAUGGCAAUAGACCACGUUGACGCCAUUGUUCUUGUUACGAUGACCGCUGCCUUGUGGCGGCGAGCGAGAUCUUGA
Messenger RNA from Penaeus vannamei (Pacific white shrimp), 2712 nucleotides. NCBI's taxonomy places the organism in Eukaryota, Metazoa, Arthropoda, Malacostraca, Decapoda, Penaeidae. The record is from RefSeq and is a predicted model, not a curated record.